Dentiscutata erythropus is the source of this 237-nucleotide messenger RNA. Lineage: Eukaryota; Fungi; Glomeromycota; Glomeromycetes; Diversisporales; Gigasporaceae. The record is from the annotation of a GenBank genome assembly.
GUGCUUCAGGGGGAGGCCCUUACAUACAAGAAACGUAAGCAAGAUAGUAUGGAAAUAUCUAGUAUAUAUAACCCAGAGUUCAACAGAAAAAAUAAAAAGGCAAGAACUUCAGCUACCGAAGAAGAAGAAAAUUUAGCCAAAAUUUGGAGAACAAGCUAUAAAGAUGCAGAAAACAAGGAGUUGCUCCAAACAGUAGACCAGAACUCAGACAACACAGUUACAUUGCAAGCAGUAGUA